Molecule: messenger RNA, 3003 nt
Organism: Microdochium trichocladiopsis
Lineage: Eukaryota; Fungi; Ascomycota; Sordariomycetes; Xylariales; Microdochiaceae
Exons: 5
Coding region: 1-3003 (1000 amino acids)
Source: RefSeq, a predicted model, not a curated record
AUGUCCGCCUCGAAGAUGAUCGCAUUCAGAGUGCAAAACAUACCGCUCCAGUGGUCAUGGAAAGAACUGACGCGCGCCAUUGCGGCAUCCACUGACGACGCUGACGCCUCGAUAACAACUAUCACCGGGACGCUCUUGCCAGCGCCUGACGCAAGCCUGAGAACCCAAGUCGCGGUUAUUCAAUUCUCCAACGCGGUCCCGCUUUUCUUGGAACCAGUAAAGAAUGACAAGACGAGCGAGAAAACCGCGCAUCUCCGUGCUAACGGCACCGAUUUACGAUUCGAUAAGAAUUUCUGGGGCAUGACGCCCCUCAUCGAUCCAGGCCCAGAGGAGGACGUCUCGAUGGACAUCGUUGCUGUCACCGGACUUGACGGUAACGCAUACGGAUCAUGGGCGAGCAGAGACGUCAACGCCAUCUGGCUCCGAGACUAUCUCAAGGAAGACAUUCCCAAAUGCAGGGUGCUCACCUUCGGCUACAACACAAAGCUCACUAUUGACAACAACUACUGCUUCGAAGACUUUUGCAAGGAGCUGCUGAGCCAACUUCGCCUCGCUAGAUCCUCCCACACGACUCUAUAUCGGCCGCUGGUACUCGUCGGCCACAGCUACGGAUGCAGAGUCAUUGCUCAGAGCCUCUGUCGAUGCAAGCGCUUGGACGAUCCUGAUCUCGACGCAAUACUCACCGCCACCUGCGCCGUGGUAUUCUUCGGGGCGGUCCACCGGGGGAUGGACACCAGUGACAUAGAAGACUACCUUAGAGAUGUCUUUCCUGACCAGACAGCGCGGCGGAAGAUCGUACAGCAGCUCAGAGUCGAUAAUGACGUAGCGCUGCGGGAGCUGCAGAACUUCAUUGACAUCUGCCCCAGAUUCCUGGUCAUUUCCAUCUACGAGCGGCGCCAGAGUCGAAAGCUCGUAAGGAGAGAGACUGCAUCCGGCAGCAGCAGCAGCGCUUCGGAAAAUUCGACUCCAACAACAGCGGAAAAAACGUGGAAGCGGGAUGGCGACCCGUACACGCCAACAACCGAGCAUUCCCAACUGCUGGGACUACCCACCGCCUGGGAGAUCUCGAUACCGAGCGACGCGGACCACUCAGGUAUCGCAAAGUUCAGCUACCCCUCGGAUAGCGUCUACAGAGAGCUUAUCUUGCAUCUGGAAAGGGUGCAGGCAGAGGUAGACUUGAGUGCGUUUCCGUACAUGCCGCUGCUACGAGCAAAGCCCAUUGGAGGGCCAAGACUGGGACCACACCAUGAGCCCGAUCCCAGGAGUUACCAACAGUUCGUCACCACGGCGAACCGAUGGCUCGAUGGCCGUGAGCCCCAAUCCCAAACCUCGAUGGAACCUGAUUUGCAAACGAUCAAUCGCCAAGGAGACAUAAAAAUGUCCCUCCACCCAGCCUUCACACUCCUACGAGCGGCGGCCAGUUGUAUCAGGGAGCUCAUCUCGGACAGGAUAUUUUCCGAUACCGAGUUCCAGCUGCUUGAUAAAGCCGACGAGGUGACUCGAACAGCGCGCUACCACCUCACCAUCAUAGACAAGGCUAGAAACCGGAUAUAUCUAGAGGGAGACAGACGCAGACAAGCGAGGACCGUGAUGUUAAAGCUGAGGGGCCUCUUGGUUGAGCUCAUCCGCGCGCUAGACCUCGCCUUUUCACAAUCAGAUCCUGGGCCCGGAUCCGCCGAGCCCCGUUGCGCCGUGCUACCACCCAUUACCGUCAAGACACUAAUGAUCCUCAUCCCUGCGUUUGGAAACCUCAAUAUCGUCCCGGGCAUGAAAGCGGAAAAGAUGGCAAGCAUGGCCACCGCUUGGAACCGGGACGGCGACGCUCGAGGGGGUGCUUCUGUAGAGUGGGUUCCUUUCGAAUGGCUGCAUUUUCCGGUCGGGGCGGUACCCGAGGACGCCCGGGAUUCGGAAGGCUGGGUUCAGAAAGUUGUGCGCCUGUUUACGAGAGAGGAGGCAAAGGCACUGAGGCUACGGGCGCGGAGAUUCGGAGUACUCAGCCGGGAAGGUCGGCUCGAGAAGGUCAUGGUGGAGUUCCGACCAUAUCCCCCGAGCAUCAGAAUUGGGAACCAGCAGGCAAACACGGCUGGAGGUCCACCAGCGGCAGCCAGCGAUGACUACAAGGCCAGGAAAUGGGCGCUUACGAGUCUCGCCCGGAUGCUGCUGUGGUCGGAGGCUGACACCCAGUCCCCCAGCGCGAGGUUUCCCAGCGUUCCGUUUCGGUGCUUAGCGGACAUGGCAGCCUCGUCGACACCCAGCUUCGCGCUUGUGUUUUCGGCCGAGGGGCUAUAUGCACUUAGCGAAGUCAUUAAGCGACCAUCGAUGAGACCCUCCAUCGCCCAGCGCGUUCAGCUAGUCCUGUCGUAUGCCCGGGCGCUGGCUGCUCUUCACACCGCGUACAUCGUCCACGGUGGCUUCAACACCGACAACCUGUUUCUGCAGUUCCCGGAUGCAGAGGACGACACGCGAGCCGCUGGAGCGCGACCAGUCACUGAGGCAAAGGCUCUGCUCGCUGGCUUCGAGACGGCCCGGAGCUUGGGCGGCACUACGGACAAGAUCGACGUGGAGGAUCCGGAUCUCCGCGCGUACCUGCAUCCGGACCGCCUCGCGCAGGGAUCAGUAAAGAACACGCAGCAGCCCGCCUACGACGUGUUCGGCCUCGGCAUGGUCAUGACGGAAAUCGGGCUGUGGGAGCUUCUUCGCUGCCUCCCCGGCUACCCUCAGUCCUGGCAGUCCGACGGGGAUCGCCAGCGGUUCUGUCGGGCCCAGAGGAACCGCUUUGUCGGGGACACCACGCCCGAGAACCUGGGAUCGCUGUACGCGGGAGUCAUCGCCUUUUGCUUCGGGAAAGGCCCAGAUCCGCUGAUGGGAAGCGAUGCUACGGCGUCAUUCAAACCGAGCGACGAUGACUCCCAAGCCGCGUGGAAGACGCUGCGUGUGGUGGAGCUCAUCCAGGAAUGCGCCCGCCUCGUAUGCGGCUCACCAACUGCAGGUCUCUCACCUUAG